AUGCUUAUUUUGAAAUAUCUUAUUACUCGAUUUACAAGUCUUAUGCCUCCUUUGAUCUUACCAGAAAAUCCCAUUACUCUUCUUGGUAUGCUCAAUCGUCAACAGAUAGCCUUCUUUAUUGUCGCUCUUCUUGCAUGGACAUUUGAUGCUUUUGAUUUCUUCACUGUUACUCUCAAUAUCAUCGAAAUUGCAACUACAUAUAAUAAAUUACCAUCAGACAUUACUUGGGGUAUUACAGUAACACUAAUGCUUCGUUCUGUGGGUGCCAUUAUUUUUGGAAUUGUUGGCGAUCGAUUUGGACGUAAAUGGCCAUUCAUUGUAAAUAUUGUUUUUUAUGCUAUAGUCGAAAUUUGUACAGGGUUCUGUAGUACAUACGCACAAUUUAUCGGUGUUCGUGCUCUUUUCGGAAUUGCCAUGGGCGGUAUCUAUGGUAAUUGUGCUGCUACAGCGCUUGAAGAUGCUCCGAUCGCUGCACGUGGUCUUCUAUCAGGCUUGUUGCAACAAGGCUAUGCACUUGGCUAUCUACUUGCUGCUGCUUUGAAUCUUGCAAUUACGAAUAAUCAACGGUAUAGAUGGCGAGCACUUUUUUGGUUCGGAGGCUGUCCUCCAUUGCUUGUUGCGCUUUGGCGCAUCUUCUUGCCCGAGACACGAGCAUUUCUCUGUGUCAAAGAGGCGCGCAAAACGAACGCAUUUGCAGCUGAUCAUCAAGUAUCUGCAGUACGCGCAUUCCUCAGUGCUAUUCGUCCUGCACUCGCUCAACACUGGCCAAUUUUCAUCUAUCUUGUAUUAAUGAUGGCUGGAUUCAACUUUUUAUCACAUGAACGUUAA
Rotaria sordida is the source of this 828-nucleotide messenger RNA. The record is from the annotation of a GenBank genome assembly. NCBI's taxonomy places the organism in Eukaryota, Metazoa, Rotifera, Eurotatoria, Philodinida, Philodinidae.